Macrobrachium nipponense is the source of this 3351-nucleotide messenger RNA. Its product is annotated as serine/threonine-protein phosphatase 6 regulatory ankyrin repeat subunit B-like. The coding region runs from base 497 to 1465 and encodes 322 amino acids. The transcript is spliced from 7 exons. The record is from RefSeq and is a predicted model, not a curated record. NCBI's taxonomy places the organism in Eukaryota, Metazoa, Arthropoda, Malacostraca, Decapoda, Palaemonidae. Gene Ontology annotation, molecular function: protein binding.
CAGACACAGAUGUGCGUUGCUGAUGUAGGUGGUGCUGCCCCACGCUAAUAAUCCACAUUACUAAUAAUAAACUCACAAUUUUAAAAGUCUUGCCUUUAUAUUUGUUUACUUCAACAGAAAACAAGAUGUUGCCAAAAAAUCUACGCAGAAUCAACUAGUAAAACGGCUUAAUUGUAUUUUAAAGUCGGAUGGACAUGGCAAGCCAAACGAAUUGGUUCUCUCUGCAGUUUUGUACCUAUCAGUCCCGAAAGUGGGUGGGUCCUACACACGUACACUAGCAAUGGUGGCUCCGCCAUAAAAUUUGUAAGAUAUGACUGCUGCGGUAUUGAGCUUUCAGCUAUAGAUAAUUACUUGUUUAAAGAUUCAAGAGAACUUCAAAAGACAGAGAUGGCCAACAUGCCAACAGACUUUGGCUGAAGAAUCCUUGCUAUCUAGUCCAAGUCAUAGUACAGUAUAGCAGGGAGAGACAUCACAGUUCUUUGUAUAUCUCAAGGCAAUGGUUUUACCAAGGCCCCAUUGUGUGGCCAUGAAGUUUAGCAUGAUGCCUCACAUCAUGGAUCUACAUCAGGCAAUCUUAACAUCAGAUAUGGAAAUGGUGCGCAAGCUAGCAAAAAGUGGGUUGGAUCUUGGAACUCCAGUUAGGGGCACUACAGCCCUUUCUUUAACUGUUUACCAUCAAAACCUGGAAGCCAUGAAGAUCCUUUUACAGGCAGGUGCCCCAGUUGAUAGACGGAGCAAAGACCAUCUGGAGAGGAUUGAAACUCCUCUAAUCACUUCCAUUAGGCUUGGGUAUGAGCCAAUUUUCAUUGAGCUUGUUACAAGAGGAGCACGCCUUGACCUUUGCGAUUUCUUUAACCAGACACCCUUGUGGUUUGCUGUUAAAGAACAGCGGCUAAGUUUUGUCCGGACAUUAUUGAAAAAUGGGGCUCCCAUAAACUUCACAAUGGCUGCAGAAAACCCACUUAAUAUUGCCAUGCAAUUCUUAGGGUAUAGGGGCCGUCGAGAAAUGGCACUUGAGCUGGUAGCUGCAGGGAUGCCAUUAAUCCAUGAAGACUAUAGAGGACGUUCGCCACUUUAUUAUGCAAUGAAGUAUGAAGACUUUGAUUUCUUCAGGUUAUUGGUAGAAGCUGGUGUUAAACUGAAGAACUAUGAAUGGCUGGCAUCCAGUAACCUAUUAUCUGGUUGGUCACACAAUAUUCACAUUUUAGAGUGGAUAAGAGAAGAGCUGAAGUCCCCAUCACCCCUGAAGAGGCAAUGCCGUUCCUUCAUAUAUAAACACCUUCGGGAAAUGCACAACAGGGAUGUCAGGCCAUUAAUCAGGGCCCUUACACUGUCAUGUUCAAUACCCCUUCCACCUUUGAUUCUCAAAUAUCUGUUGAUGGAGAAUCUUUUGGCAUCUGUGGUGACAUGUGUGCAUGAUGAUGCCAGUUUGUUGUCUGCAUCACCUCCUUCCUACCUCUUGUAAUUUAGGUGUACUGUAUACUGUUUUAUUUUGUGCUUUUCAUACAUCUGAAUUGCUUAUUACAAAAUACAAACCACUGCAAUUAGUAUAUACUUCGUGACUAAAAGAAUUUUGAAUAUACAGGAAAGAUAACUAUGUAUUUGUGAAUUAGUGGGCUACAGCUGCCCAGUGGUGGGAAAAUGGGCUUAUUGUCCUUACCCAUAUCAUCAGUCAUUGUUCUUGAGUUCUGGAGUAAUUGUGUUCCUCUUGUAAACUUUCAGAUUUGAGUAUAUUUAGGUUACUUAUUUUGUUAUAGUCCUUUCAGUGGUUUUUGCUGCAACAGAAUAUAAAAUAUUUUUUAGGUAUUAUUGCUCUAAAGUGAUGGGGGAAAGAAAGUGGCAAGUUGGAACUUAAGUUCUCUAAGAAUCUCUUUCGUUGAAGUUGCAAACUUUUGUAAUGUCUAAAAGAUAUUUUAGGUUCAAACCUACAUAAGAAAUUAGAAUUACAAGCUUAUUACCUUGAAUAUAUAAUAAGUAUAAUCAUUACCAAGAGGAAGUUUAAGUGUAGGAUUUAAUAAUGUGAUUUAAAAGGAUGGCAGUUAUCUUUCAUACUUAUUGAGGAAUUGAGCUACAUCAAGAUCCAGGCCAGAUGUCAUGCCACUCUUCAAAGAUAAAAGCCCUAUAGAGCUUUUGCUCAAAGAAUAUUGGGAAGGGCACAGAAUUUUAGAGAGGUAGAUUAAGAGAAUCAGGCACAUUGGAAUAAGUGAGAAAAGGACAGCAGUUACAAGUUCAUCAGGAGAGAAAAGAGGAAUAAAGGUAGAUUUGCAGAAGUUGUUGAGAAAUGCAUUACAACAGAGCAGAAAUUAAUUUUUUGUUUAGGAUGAGAACACCAUGUCUUAUUUUAUUUUUACAAGAAAAACCUCUUUAGUCAGUCGGCGGCAGGGAUAUUCAGGAGAAUGAAGCAAAAAUUGUCAGCACACAAAACCAAGAAUGUUGAAGAGCAGAAGUGGUCAAACAUGGGAAUAAAAGGAGAGAAAGUUUAAUGAGAAGAAUCAUUAUGUAUUCAGUUUAUUGAGGUGAAAACCUCGUCAUUACAGCCUUGAGAUCAAGGAUAAAGGCUUUUAUGUUCUACGUUAACCUACCAUGUAGGAUAUGGUGAUACACUUCCAUUCUUUAGCCUUUCACCAUUGUACAAAUAAGGUCUGUAUAAAAAAUAAUUUUUCACAAAAUGUUUAUUCAGUAUAUCCAUUCGAAUUCCAGACCACUACCUUAGCAUUAGCCAAAAACCUACUUAGAAAUUUAGGCAUAAAUAAUUGUUUAACCAAUCAACAAGCUAAACAUCUCAACUCUCACAGAUGGCCCCAACAUAAAAGGGAAGGUCACUGAAGCAGGAAGGUUAAAUUGAUGAAGGUGAUGCUAUCAUGACAGAAUCACUGUCUCACCCAAGUUAAGUUAGCUUUGCAGCUAACUAAAGAUAUGAGAUUGGUGUGAUUGCUUUUUGUUUUAACUACUGCUAACACUGAAAGCAGUUGUGUCCUGAGGUGAGUACCAGAAACUUUUAAAUAACAGUAAGGAGCCCCAUCUAUUGGUGAAUGGCAAAUGGAUGGACCACAUUGCAGUAGUACCUUGUACUUCAAAUUUAAUCCAUUCCAGAAGGCUGGUAAAAAUGCGAUUUGUUCGGAAUAUUAAACAAAUUUCCCAAUAAGAAAUAAAGGGAAUCGGGAUCAUUUGUUCCAUCCCACCCAAAAAUUCCUCCUUUUAACAUUUUCUCUACUAUUAAUGUGUUCAAAAGUAAUAUUAAGAGUAAAGUAAUGAAACUGUAUGUUUUAUGAAGUGAGACUUUAGGAAAAUUUUGUUUUUAUUGCAGUGUCUUACCGAACAAUUAUACAGCUGUAGGUUCCCUACGAAUGG